Molecule: messenger RNA, 1352 nt
Organism: Colossoma macropomum (tambaqui)
Lineage: Eukaryota; Metazoa; Chordata; Actinopteri; Characiformes; Serrasalmidae
Gene: trnau1apa
Product: tRNA selenocysteine 1 associated protein 1a
Exons: 9
Coding region: 71-991 (306 amino acids)
Biological process (GO): selenocysteine incorporation
Cellular component (GO): nucleus
Molecular function (GO): tRNA binding
Source: RefSeq, a predicted model, not a curated record
GUCGGCUUUAAAAUACAGUCACCAAACCCGUAAAUCAGACACACCUGCGGUCUGUCUGACUGGCUGUAAGAUGAUCAGCCUUUGGAUGGGAAACCUGGAGUCUUACAUGGAUGAGGAUUUUAUCCGCCGCGCUUUUGCUGCUUUGGGAGAAGCGGUGACGAGAGUGAGAUUAAUCCGCGAUAAACUCAGCGGAGAUCCGGCUGGUUACUGUUUUGUGGAGUUUGCUGAUGAGGCCACAGCUGAGCGCUGUCUACGCAGAGUGAACGGAAAACCUUUACCUGGAGCUGCUCCGCCAAAAAGGUUCAAACUGAAUCGAGCCACGUACGGCAGACAGGAGAGCAGUCCGACUUUCUCUCUCUUCGUGUCGGAUCUCUCUCCGGAUGUGGACGACGGAAUGCUGUAUGAGUUCUUCUGUAUCCACUUUCCUUCUUGCUGCUCUGGGAAAAUAGUGCUGGAGAGUAACGGCGACUCAAAAUGCUGUGGUUUUGUGAGCUUCACCUCUCAGAGAGAUCAGAGAAGAGCUCUGUCAGAGUUUCAGGGGGCUAUCGGACUCGGGAAGAAGCCGCUACGCCUCCAUUUGGCCACCAGCAAACCGAGUAAGAAACAGCACACAGAGGAUAAGACCGGGUUCUAUAAUACAGAGAACUACGCUGAAAACCAGCGCUAUCUAUAUCAGUUGUACAUCCAACAAUACUCCAGCUAUUACUCUGGUUAUUAUCACAGCACAGCGGACUACGAUCACUACACACACUGCUACUGGGACUCAGUACAGAGCUGUGGGGAGGUGGAGGAUGCUGGUUUGGAGUAUCCAAACCUGGAGCUGGAUGUUGUGGAGCUCAAUAGGAGAUUCAUGGAGAAGAGUGAGGAGCUUUACGACGCUCUGAUUGGCUGUUACUGCCAGCCUCCGGAGUCGUGGGACGGGAUCAGCUGUAGCGUAAUGAGCUGUUUACCAGAGCCAGUUUACGAAUAUGGGGACACGGAGUGGCAGUGAACACUUUUUGUGGUGGUUAUGUUGUUGGUAUUGUUGCUAUUUUGUUGAUGUUGUUGUUAGCAAUUUGUAUUUGUUGGUUAGUUUGAAUAAGAGCAGAUAUGUCUUUAUGAACCUGCAGUGAUUCAGCAGAGGUGGUUCUUCCUGAGCUGGAGUUUCUGUUGUAUGGUUUUGUGUUUCCAGCUUUCCAUGUGUAUACUGUAUAUAUAGUAAAUAAUCUGUUUACAAUAUUUACAAUAAAUGUACUUUUGUUCUGCAUAGUUGCGCUGUUUUAUUCUUUGAUUUGUGGCGCCUCAGCAAAAAGGGCCUGGGUUCAGUUCCCCGGCCGGGUGACCGGAUUCCUCUCUGUGCGGAGUUUGCAUGU